CUAUGUGAAACCAAAAUAUGCUUUGUAAUACCAUACACAGUCACCCAAAUAAUGAUGGGUAUCUUUUUGCUUUACAUAUCCACCCACACAUGCUUGUUAACAGCUUUUUUUCCCUUUUUCAUGCGGGUGUUUUUUUCAUGUGGGUGGACAAUAAGGAGCGUAUCACCUUAUCAAAAGUACUGCUGUGUGCAGUAUUUGUGGCUUGUUUUUAGGCAAUAAAGAUAAAGCAGCGUGGAUGGGUGUCUGGACAUAUAUUUAAAAAAAGAUGUGUCUGAACCUUCCUACAUUUUAUAAGUAAUGUAGGAUGGAUGAAUUGCUUUGUUCAGUCUGGCAAGAAAAAAAAGGGAAUUUAAGAUGCCAUUUGUCCUAGUUUCAAAAUCUGGGAAUUUUUAAAAAAUGCUCACUUAACAUCAGAAACCGAAAACUUACUGUAUAUUGUCUUGAACUGCAGAUUUAGCUGAGUUUUAAUUUUGCUUUCAUGUAGCGACUGUAGGUUGUGUUAUUUCCUGCUGUGCUAAUGCACAGCCCACGUCAACUGUAGUUCCUGUUUCAGUUUAACUUUUUCUGUAGUAUUUGUCCAGACAUGUUUAUGAAACAUACAAAACACCAAUUUCCUCUUUGAUUGUAUGAUGCCCGUAAUGGCUAAUCCUGUCUCCUCGGUCUGUACAAACAGUAAGUGUUGUUAUUUAUUUUACCUUCCUUGUUACAGCUGUAGAUUUGAUAGUGUCUGAAGACUAAAUGACUGACAGAACAAGUCUGGUAAAUGGCCACCGGCUCACAGAAAUUUGUGUUGUCCUGCUUGUCUAGUUGUAUAUUUAUUUUGGUAAUAUUGGUUUGUAUUUAUUACCGGACUGUGUAGCCCAGUAAAGCCCAGUGUGAAAAAUCCUGUUUUUGAUUUUGAUAGUCGAAAUCAAAAGCUUAUUUUGAUUGAUUCUUGGUUUAGAUUAGAAAUCAUGACACCCCUCAUAUGCCAGCUUACCAUCACAUAUAUAAAUUUGAAUGCUCAAAUAUUGAUACCUGUUUCAGAAGUACAGUCAGGCUGCAGUCCAUACACAAAAUGUUGCACACUUCUGAUUUAGGGAAUCUGUGUUUCAUAUGGGUCAUCCAUCAUCCAUUAAUGUGGUAAUUGUAGCUUAUUUUAUCAUGACAGACUGGAAAGAAUAAGUGGUCUCCCUAUAUAAGUCCUUGACAAGUCAAACUCAAAGCACAUUUUCUGCAUAUGUAGACCUCUGAAAUGCCCUUGGCUUUUGGUGACAAAACCAGUGGGAGCUUGAUGGUGUAGUAACGUAGAUUCUGCAGCUCAGCAUACUAAUCAGUAGCUCUUGUGUUUGCAGAAAGAUACUUGUGUGAAUGUGCUCGUCAAGAGGUCUUUGAUUGGCAGCACCUGUGUGAACUACAGACCCUCCGGCCUAUUUCCCAUAUCCGUUGACAGACGAGAGUGGGUCAGGGUCUGUGUCCGAGCAUGUUUCAUAAUGGCAGCUCUAUAUGUUUACUCACUGCUUUUAAAAAAAAAAAGUUUUCUGUUAGAUCUUUUUCUCCAUUGCUUUAUAUAAACCAGAAAAUUAGGUGAAAUAAACAUCAUAGCGAGAUCCAUAUCUUUAAUUUGGUGCAUGUAACAUGUUUUUCAAGGUCUAAGCGUAUAUAGGUCAAGAGGUGGAGCCUCUUGCAAGAUCAGAAGGAAACCCUCGUCCACUAAAGGGAGAAGUGAAAUACCUCAUGGAGCCACCAGCCAGAUAAACAUGGUGAUGAAUGCCAAAGAGCUGUGAUGGUGAAUGGUGAAAAGGAGCGAGUGUCACUGCUGUUCAUGAAGGCUCUGGUCAGCAGGGGGAGCGUGGACGCCGUGUCCCAGCAGAUGGCCUCUCACCCUCAGUACUUGGAGAGCUUCCUGCGCACACAGCACUACAUCUUGCACAUGGACGGCCCCCUGCCGCUGCAGUACCGCCAUUACAUCGCCAUCAUGGCUGCAGCACGACAUCACUGCAACUACCUGGUGUACCUGCACUCAGCCCAUUUCCUGAGGGUGGGUGGGGACCCUCUGUGGUUGCAGGGUUUGGAGGCAGCGCCCCCUCGCCUCCGCCUCCUUGACCACAUCAACAAGGUGCUGGCCCACCAACCCUGGCUCACUGCCUGCUCACACAUCCAGACGCUGCUGAAGUCGGGCGAGCAGUGCUGGUCUCUGGCUGAACUGGUGCAGGCUGUGGUGAUCCUGGCUCACUGCCACUCCCUCUGCAGCUUUGUGUUUGGAUGUGACACAGACUCAGACUUUGUCCCUCUCUCCAAAUCUCCAAACGGUACCCCACCAACCUUCUGCCCCUUUGAUGCUGCCAACGGCAACACCAACGUGCCUCAGUCGCUCGCCACUCCCACUGAACACAUAACACGAAGACGGUCUCUGGACUCCAGCUGUGACAUGGUGUGUCUGAAGGAGAGGAUUCAGAAGUCUCAGGAGGAGCGCGAGAAGAGAGAAGAGCGCCUGCUGCAGACACAAACACUCCAGCAAACAGAUAUGGAAGAAGAGGAGGAAAUGAUAUGCUUCACAGACCCGACGCGCUUUAUCACGGACCCUGACUUAUGCUAUCAGGAGUUUGCUCGCAGGGAGGAGGACCACUUUCAAGUAUUUAGAGUUCAGGACUAUUCAUGGGAGGACCAUGGCUUCUCUUUAGUAAACCGGUUGUAUUCGGACAUCGGGCACCUCUUGGACGACCGAUUCAGGAGUGUGACCACCCUCCCUUCAAUGCACAGCCCCGACCUGAAGAGGGCGAUCUGGAAUUACAUCCAUUGUGUGUUAGGAAUACGGUAUGAUGAUUAUGAUUAUGGAGAAGUGAACCAGUUGCUGGAGCGGGAUUUGAAGCUAUACAUCAAGGCUGUGGCCUGUUUCCCAGAUGCCACCAAAACUCCAGUGUGUCCGCUGAGUUUGGCUCCACUUAAAACUUCAGAACGGAUACACGUUAAUUUACUAAUCAUGGAGGCCCGACUGCAGGCUGAGCUGCUAUACGCCCUGAGAGCCAUCACUCAGUACAUGAUCGCCUAAGUGCUCGGAGAGGCACGAAGCUAAAACUCUCCGCCGGUACAGAGAGACCCAGAGACGGGAUGAUAACGAAAUCUCAGCAGCAGACAGUGAAGUUGGACGAGAGCGGCACUUUUAAGGACACAGAGCUCCAUCAUUUCAUAGCUGUGCCUCAUGAAUGUGCUUUUGUUUUUCUCAGACUAAAUGUAUUUAUACCAUAGUGUGCCACGCCCCCCUCUUCCUGCAGAUUCUCCUGUUGUGAAGUCCUCUUAUCAAACGUUAUGUGCAAUUAUUACUAGAGUUGUUUUAAUUUUUACCUGUUGAUUUGUGUCUCAGCUCAGUCUGAGGAACUGCUUGGUUGCAGCAGUGUGUUACAAUGGCUAAUACUCCCCUUAGUUUGCUCAGUCUCCUUUUGUAUUAACUAUGCUUUCCCCCCCAAAAAAUAUCUUUUUGUACAAGUUGAAUGUUAACAGGAGACCAGGGCCUCUGUUUAUUAUUUUGGACAAUCCCUGUCAGUGUUGUAGGAGGACAUAAAGUGGACCGUGAAGGAUGACAGUUUUUGCUCUCCCGAACAUUUCGUAUUAAUGCUGGUCAAGAACAAACACAACAGUGACACUGCUGGAAGUUACCACAUCACUAUAGUUUCUUUUAAUAAGCACUUUUUUAAACUUUAUAUAUUUAUAAUGCAAGGUAGCUCGUUGGUAGACUUUGAGACACACAGUGUGUGGGUCUGACGCCUUUUCUUCUCCACUGUACGACGUGUAACAAAGAUUUUUAGACUGUUCGUCCUCAAACUUUCAGACUUUACUUUUGUUCUCAACCCCAGAUUUCUGACUGAAAUGACUUGAUUCAAGAUAUUUCAGUGCAUAAUUGCUCUUCAGUGCUGACACACAGAAGGAUUUUUGAAGGUAAUGAUGUUUUCAAAACACACAAUUCACACCUUUAAAACUUCCUUAGGAAGUCAGUGAGCUGUUUUCUACAGUGAAGAUUAAGCUGAGCCAUUCGCUAAAAAGGAUUGUUGUGUUUUUUUGUACUGACAUGCUUCAGAAGUGAUCAAAUCAGACAAUUUGAGACCAAAGGUCAUUAAAACAGCUGGUGUUAGAUUGGAUAGAUGAAAAAUGCCUAGGUCUGCACUGGCCAUGAGUCAUGAGCUUUUAGUAAAAGCUUUGUGUUAAAGCUUUUCUCUGACCUUAUUAUCAAGUCAAAAAUCCAUGGUACAAUUUGCAAAGUAGAACAAUGUGCAAACCAGUUGUCAAAACACUUGUAUCUUUUUUUUCUGUCUUUUUUUAUUUUAUUUUUUAAAUAGUUUUUGUAAACUAUAGAGACGUUUUUUUGUUUUGUUUCUGGGUGUGACGGUAGGACCUGCUUGUUGUGCUGCAGCCUGGGUAGAUGUAGAUGUGUGACAGACUGUUUAGAGUUAAAAACUGCAGGAUGUAGAAAAGAAACAAGUGCAUAUCGAGCAUAUAAAAGCAAAAGUGCUGUCAACACAGGUGCCUUCAGGCUAAAACUGGAGUGCUGCUGAAGAGUGGAGGGAUGUGACUACUGGAGGCUGAAUGUGGGCUUUGGUUGCAGCUGGGAUACACCCCAAAAACGGACAAGUUUACAACUUGUGGGAACUGUUUUCUCUUGGUGUUGGUCAGCGACGUUUCUGAUGAAUAAGUAUCACGGCUGUGAGCCCGUGUUUGCUAUCGGACAUCUUCUACGAGCCCCAGCAACUCAGCAAAGAGCCUUUGACACAGAUGGAUGUUAAAAAUGUUCAACUUGAGCAGAUAAAAAAAAGACAAUUAUCUUUAAAAGAAAGAAAAAAAACUUAGAAAAAAAGAGAACAAGUGAAAAAGAAAAAAAAUGUUUUUUGAAAAUGUGAAGAAAUGUUUUCUAUAAAGACGCUCUAUGAAAAUAA
This is a messenger RNA of Centropristis striata (black sea bass), 4907 nucleotides long. RefSeq names its product sestrin 4 (gene sesn4). Gene Ontology annotation, molecular function: oxidoreductase activity, acting on peroxide as acceptor; L-leucine binding. Gene Ontology annotation, biological process: negative regulation of TORC1 signaling; cellular response to L-leucine; regulation of response to reactive oxygen species. Gene Ontology annotation, cellular component: nucleus. The record is from RefSeq and is a predicted model, not a curated record. The transcript is spliced from 9 exons. Lineage: Eukaryota; Metazoa; Chordata; Actinopteri; Perciformes; Serranidae. The coding region runs from base 1766 to 3031 and encodes 421 amino acids.